Molecule: messenger RNA, 2533 nt
Organism: Ochotona curzoniae (black-lipped pika)
Lineage: Eukaryota; Metazoa; Chordata; Mammalia; Lagomorpha; Ochotonidae
Product: dimethylaniline monooxygenase [N-oxide-forming] 3
Exons: 10
Coding region: 490-2085 (531 amino acids)
Molecular function (GO): flavin adenine dinucleotide binding; N,N-dimethylaniline monooxygenase activity; NADP binding
Source: RefSeq, a predicted model, not a curated record
CAAAUUUGAGCAACACAGUUCUUUGACCGCAAAGGUCAAAAAGAGUACAUGCUGAGUGAGAGCAGGAAGAGGACAUUUUUUGCUGCCAGAUUAUCUCAAUUAAGCAAAUAAUUGUCUCCGAUAUUUGGAGUGCUACCAUGAUCUCCCCACAAGGUAAAGUUAAAAAUAACAAACAAUAUAAUGAAAUACAAAAUUGGCACCAUCUGUAAGCGACCUCAGGCCCAGCCAAGGGUCCAUAUGUGUGACCUUGGAUGCCAACUAAAGCAAAACAGGGACUGGGAGACACCUCGUCCGUUGUCACACCCACGGCAGGGAUUGGAGGCUGUGUUCACUUACCAGAGGACCAGAAAUGACUAGCUCUUUAAGUACAACUCCUCCCAGUGCUGCCUGCAGUAAGACUUCCCUGAAAACUUUUCUCCUUCAAAUUACACAGAGGACUGGCAUAGGACCUCGCCAUCCAGAAGCAAGGAAGGCAGAGGAAAGGUGACCAUGGGGAAGAAGGUGGCCAUCGUUGGAGCUGGUGUCAGUGGCCUGGCUUCCAUCAGGAGCUGUCUGGAAGAGGGGCUGGAGCCCACCUGCUUUGAGAUGAGUGAUGACAUCGGGGGACUGUGGAAAUUUUCGGAGCAUGCCGAGGAUGGCAGAGCCAGCAUCUACCAGUCGGUCUUCACCAACUCUUCCAAAGAGAUGAUGUGCUUUCCAGAUUUCCCGUAUCCCGAUGACUUCCCCAACUUUAUGCACAACAGCAAGCUCCAAGAAUAUAUCACUGCGUUUGCCAGAGAAAAAAACCUUCUGAAAUACAUACAGUUUAAGACACUUGUAUCCAGCAUAAACAAACAGCCUGAUUUCUCUAAGACUGGCCAAUGGUGUAUUACCACCGAAAAGGAUGGCAGAAAGGAGUCAGCUGUUUUUGAUGCGGUAAUGAUUUGUUCUGGACACCAUGUGUAUCCCAAUCUACCCAAAGACUCCUUUCCAGGACUAAAGAAUUUUAAAGGCAAAUGCUUCCAUAGCAGAGACUAUAAGGAACCAGGAAUGUUCAAGGGGAAGCGUGUUCUGGUGAUUGGCUUAGGGAAUUCUGGCUGUGAUAUUGCCACGGAACUUAGCCACACAGCUGAAAAGGUCACUAUCAGUUCCAGAAGUGGCUCGUGGGUCAUGAGUCGUGUCUGGGAUGAUGGCUAUCCCUGGGACAUGGUGUUUAUCACACGAUUUCAAAACUUCCUGAAGAACAGCUUACCCACAGCCAUCUCCGACUGGUGGUACACGAGGCAAAUGAAUGCAAGAUUCAAGCACGAGAAUUACGGCCUGAUGCCUUUAAAUAGAACUCUGAGGAAGGAGCCUGUGUUCAAUGAUGAGCUCCCAGCUCGCAUUCUGUGUGGGACUGUGUCCAUCAAGCCCAAUGUGAAGGAGUUCACAGAGACCUCAGCCAUCUUUGAGGAUGGCACUGUGUUUGAAGCCAUUGAUUCUGUCAUCUUUGCAACAGGCUAUGGUUAUGCCUACCCCUUCCUUGAUGACUCCAUCAUCAAAAGUGCAAAUAACAAGGUCACCUUGUUUAAAGGCAUCUUCCCCCCUCUCCUGGAGAAGUCAACCCUGGCAGUAAUUGGCCUUGUCCAGUCGUUAGGGGCUGCCAUCCCCACAACUGACUUGCAGGCCCGCUGGGCAGCCAAGGUCGUAAAGGGAACUUGUACUUUACCUUCUGUGAAAGACAUGAUGAGUGACAUAGAAGAGAAAAUGGGGACAAAGCUGAAAUGGUUUGGCCAAAGUGAGACGAUUCAGACAGAUUACAUAACUUACAUGGACGAACUGGCUUCCUUCAUCGGGGUGAAGCCCAGCAUUCCAUGGCUGUUCCUCACAGAUCCCAAGUUGGCUCUGGAAGUUUUCUUUGGUCCUUGUAGCCCUUACCAGUUUAGGCUGGUGGGUCCCGGGAAAUGGCCAGGGGCCAGAAACGCCAUCCUGACACAGUGGGACCGGUCACUGAAACCCAUGAAGACACGAGCUGUGGGACAUCUUCAGAAGCCUUCAUUGUUUCCACACUGGCUCAAGCUCCUUACUGUGUGUAUAUUAUUAAUUGCUAUUUUCCUAGUGCUCUAAUCAUUAUGCAUCAUUUUCUAUAGGAUUUCUGAAUGUUACACAUGAAUACCAGCCAAAGCUAUGCUGUUUUGGCAUUAAGCUAUUCUUGCCUCCUAUUUUCCCAUUCAGAAUAUUAAUCAGUAAAAUCAUUAUUGCUAGAUUUUAAUCUAAGUCCAUGUAGAAUUGCUACCUGUAAAGCCAGCCUCUUAUCUGGGCAUUGGUUUGUGGUCCAGCUGCUUCAAUGUAGAUUCAGCACCUUGUAUUUGCAGCAGAAUGUGGGAUGCUUGGGCCCCUGCCAGUCACGUGGGAAACCUGGCAUAAGCUGUAAACUCCUGCCCUUGUCCUGGCUCAGUCCCUUUGCUGUGGUCAUCUGAGGCGUGAACCACAAGGUCACUCACUAUGUUUGUCUCUCCCUCUCUUCUGCAACUCUCCGAAAAAAAUAAAUAAAUCUUAAAAAAAAAAAAAAAAA